AUGAACAAGCGAGAAGAUGAGAAAGCCGUGAUGUGCCUGUGCUACCAACUCGAGCACAUCGCCGACAACUACCCACCUCUCGCUGACGAUCUCAAGCGGGCUGUGAGCAAACUGAUCAAGGGCUGGCAUGCCAGGGAAGCCUACGAACGCUUCAACAACAAGAUCGAUGCCAGAACGGAGAACUCACUUAUCGAGGACGCCGAGGACAUGUGCGACGAUCUGUGGGCACCGUCGGACCUACAGAGCACCAUCAAGUACCUGCCUGCCGAAGUUGAGACCAGGCCCGAGUGGGCGCGCAAUAUGGAAGUGUUGUGCUUCAUCGACGACCACGACCAGGAGGAGGAGCACCCUUGUGCCAAUGGGGAGGAUGGUGGUGGCGGCAACGGAGGCAAGGGCGAGGACGACACGAAGAGCCGUGCCGGGUGGAAAUACGAGAUCCCUCGUUCUCUCGCGGCAUGCAUUCUGGUGCGCUCUCUACAAAGAGAACGCAUGAACGCCGAGAGCAUGCUGCAGAGGCACAUUCACAGGGCCAGCGAGAGGAUGGCGCUAGCCUACUCCAAGGCCAUAAUCCCACUGCUGGCCUAUUGUGACAUUGCCCAUCCUGCCUAG
Messenger RNA from Acanthamoeba castellanii str. Neff, 609 nucleotides. RefSeq lists its product as uncharacterized. The coding region runs from base 1 to 609 and encodes 202 amino acids. Lineage: Eukaryota; Discosea; Longamoebia; Acanthamoebidae. The record is from RefSeq and is a predicted model, not a curated record. The transcript is spliced from 2 exons.